Aspergillus caelatus is the source of this 1634-nucleotide messenger RNA. RefSeq names its product putative 1,3-beta-glucanosyltransferase (gene gel6). Gene Ontology annotation, cellular component: cytoplasm; fungal-type cell wall. The record is from RefSeq and is a predicted model, not a curated record. The transcript is spliced from 3 exons. Gene Ontology annotation, molecular function: 1,3-beta-glucanosyltransferase activity. Lineage: Eukaryota; Fungi; Ascomycota; Eurotiomycetes; Eurotiales; Aspergillaceae. Gene Ontology annotation, biological process: fungal-type cell wall (1->3)-beta-D-glucan biosynthetic process. The coding region runs from base 91 to 1464 and encodes 457 amino acids.
AACUCGCGUGCACACAUCUGUACAUCUCGGAGGUGUCUUGCAUAGAAUACCAUCCUGUAAUACCUUCACAGCGUUUACAUCCAAUAAGCAAUGCGGCCAUUGUCCACUCUGUCUGUACUUGCUUGGCUCGGAGGUUUCCAAGCCUUACCGGUCGAUGCGAUACAGACCAUCUCCGCCGUUGGCUCCAAGUUCUUCUACGAAGAUGGUAGCCAGUACUUUCUGAAGGGAAUUGCUUAUCAACUCAUCCCCGAGGAUCCCUUGGUUGAUACCGAACAGUGCAAUCGCGAUUUUGCUCUCAUGGCCGAGCUAGGCACUAAUGCAAUUCGCGUUUACCACGUCGAUCCCAAGGCUAAUCAUGACGGUUGCAUGGAGGCGCUUGCGGCCGCAGGCAUCUACCUCUUCGUGGAUCUAGACACAUUCGAUACGUCUAUCAGCCAGGACAAACCACAGUGGACGCAUUCCCAAUUCAAUCGAUAUAAGGCUGUGUUGGACGAAUUCCAAAAAUAUAACAACACCGCCGGCUUAUUUGUCGGCAACGAGGUAAUCAACACUAAGGAAGGCUCGGUCGCCGCUCCGUAUGUCCUGGCCGCAGCGCAUGAUAUCAAAUCGUACCGCAACGAAAAAGGCUAUCGGAACAUCCCGGUUGGUUACUCGGCAGCUGAUAUUGCAGAGCUGCGUCCCAUGUUGCAAAACUAUCUAGCUUGUCGUCCCGAAUCUGCUGACCGACUGGAUUUCUUCUCACUUAAUGCCUAUGAGUGGUGUGGUUCCUCUUCGUACGAGACAUCCGGCUACAAGAGACUUCAGAGCCAGGCAAGCGACUACCCGAUCCCAAUCUUCUUCUCAGAAACAGGCUGCAACGUGGCACGGCCACGGACCUUUGAAGACCAGGCUGCCAUUUUCGGCCCUGAGAUGUCAAAGACUUGGUCCGGUUCCAUUAUCUAUGAAUGGAUUCAGGAGGCCAAUGACUACGGCCUGAUCAAAUAUGGUCCGCCCUCAGGCGCCUCACCCGCCAAAAUGCUUGUACAGGAUGGCUUUACCCGCCAAGGAGAACCUAUUGCGGUGGACCCCGACUUCCACAACCUGAAAGCGCAAUGGGCUAGGUUACGGCCUACCGGAGUAGCCUUGUCCGACUACAUAAAAUCCACUUCCACUAUCAGGCCUGCAUCUUGCCCCGCUUCGACACCAGGUGGAUGGGCCGUGGAUUCUCACCAACCCCUUCCUACUCUUCAACGAGCUACCUCGGACGUGGCAGAUGUCGGCCCAAAUCCUGGUUCCGGGUCUGGGCCUGAUUCGGGAUCGCGUCCAGAGCACCUUUCAGCACGUGUGACUUCAGCUGCACCCUCCGAUUAUCACUCCCAUCGUGCCGUCAAUAGCGCCUCCUCGGGAACGAGGGGCUUUGAUCGUCUUGCACGCGGAUCCUUCUUCCUCUGCAUGUCGAUCGGUGCCUUGGCUCUGUGGCUCUAAUGAUCAUGUUGGAUGACUAACGCUAGCGUUGCCUUUCUGUCCUUUCUUUCUGAGUUCUUGUUUUACCUGGCCCAUAUACAGCCCAGUUGUUCCGUGAAGCACUGCUGUCAAAAAAUACCUUUACACUUUGUGAUUCUUAAAAAUAGCGUCAUAGGUGCAGGCUCGCCUGA